Messenger RNA from Propithecus coquereli (Coquerel's sifaka), 2531 nucleotides. It is a transcript of the gene ANKFN1, whose product is annotated as ankyrin-repeat and fibronectin type III domain containing 1. The transcript has 13 exons. Gene Ontology annotation, biological process: establishment of mitotic spindle orientation; regulation of establishment of bipolar cell polarity. NCBI's taxonomy places the organism in Eukaryota, Metazoa, Chordata, Mammalia, Primates, Indriidae. Gene Ontology annotation, cellular component: spindle. The coding region runs from base 9 to 2531 and encodes 840 amino acids. The record is from RefSeq and is a predicted model, not a curated record. Gene Ontology annotation, molecular function: protein binding.
AAUGGAGCAUGUCUAAAGACUUCUCUCCUUUGGCUGGAGAAAUCGUCAUGGAUAACCUGCAGACCCUGAGAUGCACGAUCACAGGACUUAUGACGGGCCAACAGUAUUUUGUUCAAGUCUCAGCUUAUAACAUGAAAGGAUGGGGACCUGCUCAGACCACGACACCGGCAUGUGCCUCUCCUUCUAACUGGAAAGACUAUGACGACAGAGAGCCCAGACACAAGGGACAGAGUGAAGUUUUGGAAGGUCUGCUGCAGCAGGUCCGAGCCCUUCAUCAGCAUUACAGUUGCCGGGAAAGUUCAAAAUUACAAACCACAGGCCGAAAGCAGUCAGUCUCAAGGAGCCUGAAACACCUAUUCCAUUCCUCAAACAAGUUUGUGAAGACGUUAAAACGGGGACUCUACAUAGCUGUCAUAUUUUAUUACAAAGACAAUAUCUUAGUCACCAAUGAAGAUCAAAUACCGAUUGUUGAAAUAGAUGACUCUCACACCAGCUCCAUUACACAAGAUUUUCUGUGGUUCACAAAGCUGUCUUGUAUGUGGGAAGAUAUAAGGUGGUUGAGGCAAAGCGUACCUACCUCCAUGUCUUCAUCCACAGUGCUGCAAACUCGACAGAAGAUGCUCGCAGCAGCAGCCCAGCUACAGAAUUUACUUGGAACACACAACUUGGGAAGAGUUUACUAUGAGCCCAUUAAAGAUCGACAUGGAAAUAUCCUCAUAGUCACCAUCAGGGAAGUGGAGAUGCUUUAUUCAUUUUUUAAUGGCAAAUGGAUGCAGAUCUCAAAGCUGCAAAGCCAGAGGAAGUCUCUAUCGACACCUGAGGAGCCAACAGCCUUAGAUAUUUUACUGAUAACCAUCCAGGAUAUUCUCUCCUAUCACAAGAGGAGUCAUCAGCGACUCUCUCCUGGAUUAUAUCUGGGUUACCUAAAGCUAUGUAGCUCUGUGGAUCAAAUCAAAGUCCUCGUUACCCAAAAGUUGCCCAAUAUUCUCUGCCAUGUGAAGAUCCGUGAAAACAAUAACAUUUCCAGAGAGGAGUGGGAAUGGAUCCAAAAGCUUUCUGGCUCUGAAUCUAUGGAAAGUGUGGAUCAUACGUCUGACUGCCCCAUGCAAUUGUUCUUCUACGAGCUCCAGAUGGCAGUGAAAGCUCUCCUUCAGCAGGUCAAUAUACCUCUACACCAGGCAAGGAACUUCCGCCUCUACACACAGGAGGUGUUGGAAAUGGGUCACAAUGUGUCCUUUCUUCUCCUGCUCCCUGCCUCAGACGACGUCUGUACAGCCCCAGGACAGAAUAAUCCUUACACCCCACACUCAGGGUUUCUUAACCUCCCUCUUCAGAUGUUUGAACUUGUUCAUUUUUGUAGCUACAGGGAGAAAUUUAUUAGUCUGUAUUGCCGCCUUUCUGCUGUCAUAGAGCUGGAUUCUCUGAAUACCCAACAGUCCCUGAGGGAAGCGAUCUCAGACAGCGAGGUUGCAGCUGCCAAACAAAGACACCAGCAAGUUUUAGAUUUCAUUCAGCAAAUAGAUGAAGUCUGGCGCGAAAUGAGAUGGAUCAUGGAUGCUCUACAGUAUGCAAGAUAUAAACAACCUGUUUCUGGCUUGCCCAUCACUAAGCUGAUAGACCCCUCAGAUGAGCAGAACCUCAAGAAGAUCAAUUCUACAUCAUCACAUAUAGACUGUCUUCCAUCACCAUCCCCAUCCCCAGAGAUGCACAGAAGAAAGGCAGUGAGUGAUUCACAGCCCUGCUCUGAUGAAGAAGCCUGCUCGGAAGUCUUCCUCCCCACUGACAGCGACUAUGACUCCAGUGACGCCCUGAGUCCCCGAGACCUGGACCUAGUAUACCUGUCAUCGCACGACAUUGCGCAGCAGGCCUUAAGCGGCCUAAGCGGCAGCGCCCCCGACGUCCUCCAGGUGCACGACAUGAAGAGCCCUGCGGGGCAGAGCCAGGAUCCCCAGGGCCUGGUCCAGGGCCCAGAUCCCGACCAUGCGUGUGCCGACUUCCUCCACAGCCUGACUCUCACGAGCUUUGCUCCGAAGAACCACGCCAAGAUGGCGCCAGGCGCGCGGCCGCCGCUGGGCUUCCUGGGAAAGCGGAAGCCAGGCAAGCGCCAGCACUACGGGGGCUUCAGCCGCCACCAUCGCUGGCUGCGCAUGCACAGCGAGACGCAGUCACUGUCGCUCUCUGAGGGCAUUUACACCCAGCACCUGUCCGGGGCCUGCGGAUUGGCCCAGGAAGCAGGGGAGGCCGAGCAGCCGGGACCUGCACUCCAUGGGCCCCGAGGCCUGGCCCUGGCCCAUGCCGCCAGCCUCCCUGAGGAGCAGAAGAGCAGCAGUCAUGACGCCAGGCCUUCAGUCCACCGCAUCUACGUGGAGCCCUACCCCGCGGCCCUGGUGGCCCAGGACACGAAGCCGUGGGCCGGCUUGAGCCCACCCCCUGGAGGCCGCUCUGGCCUGCCCAGCCCCACAAGCCCAGAGAUGAGCCGGGAGGGCCCCAGCACCUCCCCGGUGUCAGAAAUACUCAGCAGCAUGCUUUAG